This is a messenger RNA of Phacochoerus africanus (Common warthog), 4323 nucleotides long. RefSeq names its product Rho GTPase activating protein 45 (gene ARHGAP45). Gene Ontology annotation, molecular function: GTPase activator activity. Gene Ontology annotation, biological process: signal transduction; activation of GTPase activity. Gene Ontology annotation, cellular component: membrane. Bases 245 to 3826 code for a protein of 1193 amino acids. The record is from RefSeq and is a predicted model, not a curated record. The transcript has 25 exons. NCBI's taxonomy places the organism in Eukaryota, Metazoa, Chordata, Mammalia, Artiodactyla, Suidae.
GGGGCAGGCUGAGGCCCAGGCCUGAGAGGAUUAGGGGCGGGUCUGCGUCACGGCCUCCGGAGGCCUUUUCCUGUGGGGGGAAGCGCUGCCAAUGAGGGCUGGGCCUGUCACGUGGGCCUGACAGCUGGGGAGGGGGUGGCCGGUGACAAUGUGGUCCUGAGGCCACCAACAUCAGGAGCUGCGGCGCUGAGACCCCCGGCCCGCCGCCCUCGGGCCCUUCGGGGCUGCUGGGCACGGCGCCACCAUGUUCUCCAGGAAGAAGCGAGAGCUCAUGAAAACCCCUUCCAUCUCGAAAAAGAACCGGGCGGGAAGCCCCUGCCCACAGCCCUCGGGGGAGCUAACCAGGAGAGAUGGGGCUGAUACAGUGUCCCUGGGACCCAGCCUGGAACCACCAAGCGUGGCCUCAAGUGCCAAGGCCACAGGCACACUCAAGAGGCCCACCAGCCUGAGCCGCCACGCCAGUGCGGCUGGCUUCCCAUUGUCCGGAGCCAGCACCUGGACGCUUGGCCGUGGCCACCGCAGCCCACUGACCACGGCCAGUCCGGCCGAGGUACCCAACCAGGGACCCUGCCCCGACACCGUGGAGGACAUCUCCCAUCUGCUGGCUGACGUGGCCCGCUUUGCCGAGGGCCUUGAGAAGCUGAAGGAGUGUGUUCUGCAUGACGGGUUGCUGACUAGGACCAGAUGUCCUCUGAAUAUCAGGAUUGUUGUGGGGACACAGACCCACACAGCAGCUUGCAGACCCCUGUGCAGUCCGCCCAGGAGGGAUCCACUGCACCCCGGGCUGGAUCAGGGCCCUGUGCGCUGCCAGGCCAGGCCCCGAGACCUCCUUGAGGCCCGCCGGCCACUGGCCCAUGAGCGCCUGGGUGAGGCCCUCCGUGUGAUGCGCCAGGUCAUCUCCAAGUACCCACUGCUGAACACUCUGGAGACGCUCACGGCUGCUGGCACUCUCAUUGCCAAGAUCAAAGCCUUCCAUUACGAGUCCAACAAUGAGUCUGACAAGCAGGAGUUUGAGAAGGCUUUGGAGACCAUUGCCGUCUCCUUCAGUAGCACAGUGUCCGAAUUCCUCAUGGGUGAAGUGGACAGCAGCAUUCUCCUGUCAGUGCCCCCCGGGGACCCGGGCCAGUCCAUGGAGAACCUGUACGGACAGGGGAGUGAGGGUGCUCCCACCAGCACUGAGGACUGUGAUGUGGGCUGCCUGCCCCCAGAGGAGGUGGAUAUGCUGCUGCAGCGCUGCGAGGGUGGCGUGGACGCAGCCCUACAGUACGCCAAGAACAUGGCCAAGUACAUGAAGGACCUCAUUGGCUACCUGGAGAAGCGGACAGCCCUGGAGAUGGACUUCGCCAAAGGCCUGCAGAAGAUCGUCCACAACAGCAGACAGAGUGUCACCCAGGAGCCCCACAUGCCGCUCUUGUCCAUCUACUUGCUGGCCCUGGAGCAGGACCUGGAGUUUGGUCAUGGCAUGGUGCAGGCAGUGGGCACACUGCAGACCCAGACCUUCAUGCAGCCCCUGAACCUGCGGAGGCUUGAGCAUGAGAAGCGCAGAAAGGAGAUCAAGGAGUCCUGGCACCGUGCCCAGAGGAAGCUGCAAGAGGCCGAGUCAAAUCUGCGUAAGGCCAAGCAGGGCUAUGUUCAGCGCUGUGAGGACCACGACAAAGCCCGUUUCCUGGUGGCCAAGGCGGAGGAAGAGCAGGCCGGCACUGGACCCGGGGCGGGGGGUGCAGCCUCCAAGACCCUGGACAAGCGGCGGCGCCUGGAGGAGGAGGCCAAGAACAAGGCAGAGGAAGCUAUGGCCACGUACCGCACGUGUGUGGCGGAUGCUAAGACACAGAAGCAGGAGCUGGAGGACACCAAGGUGACAGCACUCCGGCAGAUCCAGGAGGUCAUCCGGCAGAGCGAUCAGACCAUCAAGUCGGCCACCAUCUCCUACUACCAGAUGAUGCACAUGCAGACGGCCCCGCUGCCCGUGCACUUCCAGAUGCUGUGUGAGAGCAGCAAGCUGUAUGACCCAGGACAGCAGUAUGCCUCCCACGUGCGCCAGCUGCAGCGUGGCGAGGAGCCCGAUGUGCACUAUGACUUCGAGCCCCACGUCUCCACCAAUGCCUGGUCCCCAGUCAUGCGUGCUCGGAAGGGUAGCUUCAAUGUUGGCGACAAUGCAGGGGCGGAGGCUGCAGGCACCCCCCCGGAGGAAGGUGGGCCCAGUGAUGGGGCUCUUGCCAAGGACCGCAGGGGUGGGCGAGGACACCAGGUGCACAAGUCGUGGCCGAUCUCCAUCUCGGACUCCGAGGCCAGUCUGGACCCCAGCCCUGGCUCAGGGGACUUUAAGAAGUUUGAACGGAUGUCUUCCAGUGGCACCAUGUCAUCCAGCGAGGAGCUGGCCGACCAGGAGGGCAGUGCAGGGGCAUCAGCCUUUGACCAGACUGACCUCAAUGGCAUGGCCCCAGAGCUGCCUGUGGCGGUGCCCAGCGGGCCCUUCCGCCAUGUGGGGCUGUCCAAGGCAGCUCGUACCCACCGGCUCCGGAAGCUCCGCACACCCGCCAAGUGCCGGGAGUGCAACAGCUAUGUCUACUUCCAGGGUGCUGAGUGUGAGGAGUGCUGCCUGGCCUGCCACAAGAAGUGCCUGGAGACCCUGGCCAUCCAGUGCGGCCACAAGAAGCUGCAGGGACGCCUACAGCUCUUCGGCCAGGACUUCAGCCAGGCCGCUCGAAGCACCCCAGACGGUGUGCCCUUCAUUGUUAAGAAGUGCAUCUUUGAGAUUGAGCAGCGGGCGCUGCGCACCAAGGGUAUCUACCGGGUCAAUGGGGUGAAGACACGUGUGGAGAAGCUGUGCCAGGCCUUCGAGAAUGGAAAGGAGCUGGUGGAGCUGUCGCAGGCCUCACCCCACGACAUCAGCAAUGUCCUCAAACUCUACCUGCGCCAGCUGCCCGAGCCACUCAUCUCCUUCCGCCUCUACCAUGAGCUUGUGGGGCUGGCCAAGGACAGUCUCAAGGCAGAGGCUGAGGCCAAGGCAGCAUCCCGGGGCCGAGUGGACAUCACCGAGAGAGAGGCUUCAGCAGUGGCCAUGGCAGGCCGGCUGCGGGAGCUCCUGCAGGACCUGCCGCUGGAGAACCGGGCCACACUGCAGUACUUGGUGCGGCACCUGCGCAGGAUUGUGGAGGUGGAGCAGGACAACAAGAUGACACCAGGGAACCUGGGCAUCGUGUUUGGGCCCACGCUGCUGCGGCCCCGGCCCACUGAGGCCACAGUGUCUCUCUCCUCCCUGGUGGACUACCCCCACCAGGCCUGCAUCGUGGAGACCCUCAUCACCCACUACAGCCUGGUCUUUGAGGAGGAGCCCGAGGAAGUGCCUGGUGGCCAGGAGGGGACGUCCAGCCAGCAAGCUGAGGUGGUGGUCCAGGUGCCGUACCUGGAGGCGAGCGGGGGUGCAGCCUUCCCCCUGCAAGAGGAGGCUGAGGACGGGCCCCUUGAACCGCACAUCGCCUCCAAUGACUCUGACUCAGAGCUGGAGGAGGCCCCGGAGCUGCCCUCCCCGGCAGGCGGGGGUGCCCUGCACCGCCUCAGCUUCCUGGAGAAGCAGGGCAGUGAGGCCAGCGCUGAGAGCAGCCGGGACAGCCGCAGUGGCAGCGAGGAGCAGCUGGGCGCUGUGACUGGGGAGGAUGGCGACGGGCUCUGGGAGAGCCUUGGGGAGGACCCAGCACGGCGGCUCUCGGAGUACAACACCAACCAGUGCAACAAUGUGGCCCCGGUACGACUGCCGGCCAUGAGGCUCCGUGCCGGGCGGCUCCCCACAGGCAGCGGCUGGGAGAGGCAGCCAGAGUUUGUCUAGCUAGGCCGGCUCCUGGCCCUGCGGAUGUCCAGUCACUGAGAGGUUGCUCCCAUGGCCCACAGCGGUGAGAGCACUGCUGGCCAACUUUUCCAGAAGCUUCUGCCCAUGCUGCUCUGCACACCUACCAGGCCCAGCUCCAUGGGGCUGGGGUGGGGGCUGUGUCGGAAGGACCCUGCUGAUGCUGGGUGGAGGGCUGCAGGCUUUUGUGGGUGGCGGGCUGGCGGUCUGGGGAUGCCCUGCACACCCUGCCCACCUGGGGUUUGGCCCCCUGGCGUGUGGGCAUACAGUGAGGUACCACAAUGCACUUCUUUGAGGGAUGAGUGCUGAUGGGGUGGGGUUGGGGGGCUUCUUUUCUAAGGUGGUGUAGAUGUUCCAAACUGCGGUGGUGGGUACACGUGUGCAUGUACUAGAAGUGUGGAACUGUCAAUGAUGACUCACAGGCACGUGAAUUCUGUUUCAGGGGAGCUAUCGAAUAAAAAUGCAGGUAUCUGUGCUUA